This is a messenger RNA of Cinara cedri, 4051 nucleotides long. NCBI's taxonomy places the organism in Eukaryota, Metazoa, Arthropoda, Insecta, Hemiptera, Aphididae. The record is from the annotation of a GenBank genome assembly.
AUGACUUCCAGAACCGUAUCCCCGAUUAAAAUUGUCAAUAACCAAAUAAUCAGUAAAAAUAAUGAUGACAAAAACAAAAAUAAAAAUAAACGUAACUUAUCGACAUCGUCCACUCCACCGCAAUCUCCAUCCUAUACAGCCGCCAUUAAGAAAGCGAAAUCGUUCGUCACGCCAAACAGGUUUAGCGUUCUAUCUGUAGACGAGUCCACUAUCGAAAACCUCGACGUCAUAUCUGAUAAUCAAAACGAGAAGCAACUGAAUACCACCAACAAUACACCAAAAACAAUUUUGCCUCCACCCAUUUUCAUUAAAGGGGUACUUAACUACAUGGGGUUGCUAAACCAAUUUAAACACACUAUCGGUCCAAACACCUUCUCGUGUAAAUCGACACCAACUCAUCUAAAAGUCCAAACUGAUACCCCAGACAAUUACAGAAAAAUCAUUCACUUAUUGAAAGAAAUCAAUGCACAGUACCACACUUACCAGCUCCAAUCCGACAAACCUCUAAGAGCAGUCAUAAGGAACCUACAUCCAUCAACUCCAGAAUCUGAUAUAACAACAGCUCUAGAAGAAAUAGGUUUCACGGUGAGAAAUGUCACCAAUGUUAAACACCACCAAACCAAAACUUCGCUGCCCAUGUUCUUUAUUGACAUAGACCCUAAUGGAGAAAACGUUACCGAUAUCUUCUCUAUUACUUCUAUUUUGCAUACAAAAGUAAAAAUAGAAGAGCCCCACAAAAAACGUCAGAUACCACAAUGCCAAAACUGUCAAAGCUACGGACACACACGCUCAUACUGCGCUUACCCACCUAUAUGUGUCAAAUGUGGAGAAAACCACCUUUCAUCAUCGUGCACAAAAUCUCCCGAUCUACCAGCAAAAUGCGGCCUCUGUCAAGGUGCACACCCAGCCAACUACAAGGGAUGCGCAAUAUAUCAAACAAUUUCCCGGAAACACAACAACAACAUCUCAAGCAAGAAAGCCCAGCAGCCACCGCCUCAUAAUCUCAACCUCAACAUCAACACCAAUCCUGAGUAUCAACAGCAACAAUCAGGAUCCGAAAACACACCCAGGUCACGUACGUAUGCUAAUGUAACUGAGGGUCACCAGUCCGCAAACUCUAACACCUCCACAAACAACAAUGAAUCCUCACUUCUAAAAUUCCUUGACGAGUUCAAAUCUAUAAUAAACCCUCUUAUCUCUCUCCUCACCACCGUCCUCUCAAAUCUCAUUAACACCAAAAAUGUCAAAUAAUAACGCAACAUCUCACUCUCUCCUCAUCCUAAAUUGGAACGCUAAUGGUCUAGCAAAACACAAAGACGAACUCUUAGCCUUACUACAAAAUAACAGAAUCGACAUCGCACUCAUAUCAGAAACUCACUUCAUCAAUUCAACACACUUCUACCUUCCUGGGUUCCAAAUCUUCAAAACCAACCACCCUGAUGGCACCGCACACGCGGGAGCCGCCAUCAUAGUAAAAUCUUCCCUACUAUUCUUUCCUCUCCCGCAAUUCCAAACGGACCACAUUCAAGCCAGUGGCAUACAAAUAACACUUAACAACACCCCUCUAAAUAUAUUUGCAGUAUAUAGUCCACCACGCCACACAAUAACCUUAAACCAAUUCAACGACUUCUUCCUUACUCUUGGUCAUAAAUUUAUAAUAGGAGGUGAUCUAAAUGCUAAAAACUUACAAUGGGGCUGUCGCGUAAACAAUCCCCGUGGUAACCUACUUCAUCUCACAACACAAAAUCGUAACUACAAAGUACACUCUCCCCCAUCCCCGACAUACUGGCCCACUUCACCCAGAAAAAGGCCAGACAUUUUGGACAUAUUUAUAUCUAAAAUUCCCAAUAGUUUCCACAGCCUAACAACUAAUCUCAACGACCUCUAUUCUGACCAUUCAGCCAUCCUCCUAACAAUUGACUCUGCCCCUCUUGCUAAACCAAAACAACCAAGCCUCAUCCUAGGCCAAAUGGACUGGCUAAAAUUCAAAUCUUCCCUUGAUAAUCAAUGUAACCUCAAAAUCAGCUUAAAAUCUCCAAACGAUAUCGAUGAAGCCGUACACCUCCUAACCAAGUCUAUACAAGAAGCUGCUUGGUCCUCCUCCUCCCCAAUGCCAAAUACAAACUCCUCCAUAAAUCUUCCCCUACAUAUAAGAAUACUAAUCUCAGACAAACGGAGAGCGCGUGCAACUUGGCAGAGAACCAAAUAUCCCUCGGACAAACGCAAACUUAACAAUUUAACAAAUAAACUUAAAAGACUCUUAGCCUCUAUUAGAUCAGAUAAUUUCACCAAACGUCUCGUCUCCCUCUCGUCUACUGACAACUCGCUUUGGCAAACAACAAGGAAAAUCCUUCGAACAAAACAAUCUGUUCCUCCACUAAAAAAAUCCGAUGGUACUUGGGCUGUCACUGACCUAGAUAAAGCCAACAUAUUUCGACAUCAUCUCUACUCUACCUUCCAACCCCACAACAAUAUUCUCACUCCUUCUCAAAUCGAAAAAGUGAACCUUUCUCUCUCUCACCCUCUUCCCAUGACUCUCCCACCUAAACAUAUUCGACCUAGCGACGUUGAAUAUGCGAUAAAAAACUCCCCUCGCCACAAAAGCCCAGGCUAUGACCUAAUCACAGCUGAGGUAGCUACACAACUCCCCAAAAAAACCUUACUUCUCUUAACACACAUUUUCAACUCUAUACUUAGACUGUCAUACUUCCCUGUUCUUUGGAAAUUCUCAAUCAUCAUUAUGAUCCCCAAACCUGGCAAACCUCCCGACUCUCCCGAAUCAUACAGGCCCAUUAGUCUUCUUCCACUAUUUUCUAAAAUUUUUGAACGAAUUAUCCUAAAACGCAUCCUUCCUAUCAUUGAAGCCAAUAUACCUAAUACCCAAUUUGGAUUUCGUCAUAACCACUCUACAAUACACCAAGUCCAUCGUCUUGUGGAUAAAAUAUCGUACACUCUUGAGAAAAAGCUUAUUUGCACAGCUGCCUUCCUCGACGUAUCACAGGCAUUCGACAGAGUUUGGCACGAAGGCCUACUCUUCAAACUCAAAUCUAUUCUUCCACCCUACUAUUUCCUAUUAUUUAAAUCCUAUUUAGAAAACAGACAUUUUUCCGUUCGAUCUGGCUUCUCCUUAUCCGAAGUAUCACCUAUCCACGCAGGGGUACCUCAAGGUUCCGUAACAGCACCUCUACUCUUCAAUUUAUUCACCUCAGAUCAACCUACCACCCCCAACACUACAAUUGGUGAUUUUGCUGACGACAAGGCGCUCCUAGCGAUCCAUUCCGACCCCGAAAUAGCCUCAAACCUCGUACAAAAUCACCUCAAUCUCUUAUCAACCUGGUAUAAAGACUGGGGAAUAAAAAUUAAUGAAACAAAAUCCAUCCAUUAUACGUUCACUCUAAGGCAAAUAGUCUGCCCGCCCAUCUUCCUCAACAAUGUACCUCUCCCAACCGCCCAAAAUGUUAGAUACCUAGGUUUACAUUUAGACCGCAGGUUAACUUGGGCAACUCACACCCACAACAAAAGACUUGCCUUAAAUAAUCGCUCUCGACAAUUACGUUAUCUCCUCACAUCACAACAUCUCAACUUAAAAAACAAGCUACUAUUAUACAAACUCCUACUCAAACCAAUCUGGACAUACGGUAUCCAACUCUGGGGGGCAGCCAAAAAGUCCAACUUAAAUAAAAUUCAAAUCUUCCAAUCUAAAUGUCUCCGCCAAAUAACCAAAGCUCCCUACUUUGUAUCUAACGACACUCUACAUAAAGAUCUAGCUAUUCCAACAGUUCAAAACGUUGCAAAAACUUUCUACAAACGCACACACUCCAAGUUCCACAGCCAUCGUAAUCCCCUGAUUACCGAACUAUCUACCAACACUAUUCCUGGUGACCCCAGAAGGCGUCUAAAACGUACNUUAAAUAAAAAAAAAAAAAAAAAAAAAAAAAAAAAAAUUUACAUAAGGAUCUGUACCCGGGUUGAAUUUGUCAGUGUCAAGUUUAUUCAAAUUAUCUUGAAAUUUUUUGAAGAGUGGAAUCGCAUAAAGAGUAGAAGAGAAUAA